Messenger RNA from Uncinocarpus reesii 1704, 492 nucleotides. RefSeq names its product S-phase kinase-associated protein 1A. Gene Ontology annotation, molecular function: cullin family protein binding. Gene Ontology annotation, biological process: mitotic cell cycle; SCF-dependent proteasomal ubiquitin-dependent protein catabolic process. The record is from RefSeq and is a predicted model, not a curated record. Lineage: Eukaryota; Fungi; Ascomycota; Eurotiomycetes; Onygenales; Onygenaceae. The coding region runs from base 1 to 492 and encodes 163 amino acids. The transcript is spliced from 3 exons. Gene Ontology annotation, cellular component: cytoplasm; nucleus.
AUGCAUGCCAUCAGCAAACGCAUUACCAAGUUUGACGGGAAACAUACUGACUAUGUCCUAGAGCGUCAGGUUGCUGAGCGAUCUGUCCUUAUCAAGAACAUGCUUGACGAUCUAGGUGAUUCUGGAGAGCCCAUCCCAAUUCCAAAUGUCAACGAAUCAGUUUUGAAGAAGGUGGUGGAAUGGUGCGAACAUCACAAGAACGAUCCUCCUAGCUCCGGUGAUGACGAUGCCGAUUCUCGACGCAAGACGACCGAUAUUGAUGAGUGGGAUCAGAAAUUUAUGCAAGUCGAUCAAGAAAUGCUUUUUGAGAUCAUUCUGGCUGCAAAUUACCUUGAUAUCAAGGCUCUGCUAGAUGUCGGAUGCAAGACCGUCGCCAAUAUGAUCAAGGGAAAGUCCCCAGAGGAGAUACGGAAAACAUUCAAUAUUCAGAAUGAUUUUACUCCGGAGGAAGAGGAUCAGAUCCGCCGUGAGAAUGAAUGGGCUGAGGAGUAA